This is a messenger RNA of Colletotrichum aenigma, 654 nucleotides long. It is a transcript of the gene crp-74, whose product is annotated as 60S ribosomal protein L10a. The coding region runs from base 1 to 654 and encodes 217 amino acids. The transcript is spliced from 3 exons. Gene Ontology annotation, biological process: translation. NCBI's taxonomy places the organism in Eukaryota, Fungi, Ascomycota, Sordariomycetes, Glomerellales, Glomerellaceae. Gene Ontology annotation, cellular component: large ribosomal subunit. The record is from RefSeq and is a predicted model, not a curated record. Gene Ontology annotation, molecular function: RNA binding; structural constituent of ribosome.
AUGUCGAAAAUUACGGUCGCCAACGUCCGCGCUCAGGUCGGUGAGCUCCUCGAGUACUCCCUCGAGACCAAGAAGCGCAACUUCCUUGAGACUGUCGAGCUCCAGAUCGGCCUCAAGAACUAUGACCCCCAGCGUGACAAGCGUUUCUCCGGAACCGUCCGCCUGCCCAUCGUUCCCCGUCCCAACAUGAGCAUCUGCAUUCUUGGUGACCAGCACGAUAUCGACCGUGCCAAGCACGGUGGCGUUGACGCCAUGUCCGCCGACGAUCUCAAGAAGCUCAACAAGAACAAGAAGCUGAUCAAGAAGCUCGCUCGCAAGUACGACGCCUUCGUCGCUUCCGAGACUCUGAUCAAGCAGAUCCCCCGUCUCUUGGGUCCUGGUCUGUCCAAGGCCGGCAAGUUCCCCACCCCCGUCUCCCACUCCGACGACCUUACUGGCCGCAUCAACGAGGUCAAGUCCACCAUCAAGUUCCAGCUGAAGAAGGUUCUCUGCAUGGGUGUCGCCGUCGGCAACGUUGGCAUGACCCAGGAGGAGCUCGUUGGUAACAUCAUGUUGGCCAUCAACUACCUCGUCUCCCUUCUGAAGAAGGGCUGGCAGAACGUCGGUAGCCUUACCAUCAAGGCUACCAUGUCUCCCCCCAAGCGCCUCUACUAA